UACUCAAAUCAAACCAGCUAAUCAAAAAGAGUUGGAAAAGGCUAUUUUAACCCUCAACAAUGAAGGGAAGCCCGAAGUGGAGAUGAAACCGUAUCCUGCGUAUAUAUAUGAUCCUGAGAAGACAAGAAAUUCUUGGUUAAACUAUACAUCUAUGAUGCGACACAAUUAUUUCAAUAUCAAUUAUGAUAAAAAUCUUCAGACUUUUAUAGAAAGUGACAAAUAUGUUAGUGGUGCAUUUUCUACUGAUAAAAGUGAUCGUAUUACUAACGCGAUUUACUCUUGGACCUUAGAGUUGGUGUAA
This is a messenger RNA of Funneliformis caledonium, 301 nucleotides long. Lineage: Eukaryota; Fungi; Glomeromycota; Glomeromycetes; Glomerales; Glomeraceae. The record is from the annotation of a GenBank genome assembly.